GUGCGCAAUAUUUAGGUAAUGCGCCACAAUUAGUUCGAACUGUGACAGUCAUUCUCUCUAUAUACUUUGCAUCAUAUGGAAAUGUAUUUGUAUUUGUUUUAUUGGUUUAUCACAAACAUCGCGUUCAGGCCUAGCAAACGAUAACCUUGGUCAAUAAAAAGUGAUCAGUUUUCUCAAAUGGAAAGACCUGUGCCAUUUUCACGUCCCAAACUGCCUAAAUCUAAGCAUCGUUUUGUCUCAUGGUCUGCAAAGCAAAAACAGAAAAAAUUCAAUCAGGCCUUAUCAGCGAACAGUUCAAAUGUCCCUCUUAAUUGUCCUUUAAUUGGAUGUUCUGGGAUUGGUCAUAUUAAUGGCCGAGAUACUGCACACGUGACCCUAUCUGGAUGCCCUUUGUAUCACAAUAUGAGCUUUGUGAAAUGGGCGGAGAUGCGUGCUCGGGAAGAAGGUCUUGUUGUUCCAGAAUCCAUUAGACGGAUAUCUCAAAAUUCACCAUCGCCUUCUAAAGUUAAACAAAGGGUCGACCGUUCACAUCAGUUUAAGACUACACAAAGGGAACCUGUGCUUGAUGAUUUAGCUAGUCAAGUGGAGUUGUAUCAGUUUCGUCGUGCUCAACAAAGAUUGGUUUCAACUUACGAGACGGAUGCCCGGGAACAUUUGCUUCUGUGUGCACGAGUAGCUUCGAAUUCAGGAAAUGUACCCAAUAAUGCAUUUUCCGAAAAUAUCGAGUUCGCUACAGAACAGCGCAUACGUUCUGUUAUUUUUGGGACAUGGGAUUUACAACCGUGGUACCACAGUAAUUAUCCUGCCGAUUUGAGUUGUCUACCUACCAUAUACAUUUGUGAAUUCUGUCUAUCUGGAAUGCGCCAUACAGUUGCAUAUAAUCGUCAUAAAAUUAAUUGUGAUCGAACGUUUCCUCCAGGUAAUGAGAUAUAUCGUAAAGAGAAUUUAUCGUUUUUUGAAAUUGAUGGACAAAAGCAUCAGGAAUACUGUCGAAAUUUAUGUUUAUUAGCUAAAUUAUUUCUGAAACAAAAAACAGUUCAUGAAUUAGAUCAAGUUCCUGCAUUUUUAUUCUAUGUAUUAACUGAAACAGAUCAAGAUGGUUCACAUAUUAUUGGUUAUUUCUCAAAACAAAAAGCUGAUGAUCAACGUGACAACUCCGUCAAUGUUGUGUACAAUAAUCUUUCGUGUAUUCUCAUUUUACCACCGUAUCAAUGUCGUGGUUUUGGUCGUAUGCUUAUUGAGAUGAGUUAUAUUUUAAGUCGACUAGAACAACGUAUUGGUACACCAGAACGUCCAUUAUCAGAUUUGGGCAUCAUUAUUUACAGAAGAUAUUGGCGUUUUGAAAUUUUAAAAUACCUAUCGUCAUUCACAGCUAAGUCAAUUAAUAUUCGAAGUAUGAGUCAAGAAUUAGGAAUAGCAGUUCCUGAUAUUGUAAGCACUUUAUUAGAUAUGAAGAUGCUUGUUUGCUAUCGGACACAAUAUUACAUAAUCAAUAAUAAACCUGACGUAGACGCUCUUUUGAGUACAAUUAAACCGCCUGCUACUGAUCGUUGUAUUGAUUCUACAUGCCUUCAUUGGACUCCUAAUGUUAAUAAUGUCAGUCAGUUGAGUAAAUCGCCUAGUAGUAGUACUCUUAGUAUUAGUAGUACUACUAAUCAAAAGCUUCAUAAAUCUAGUCUUAUGUCACCAAAUGAUUCAAUUGGAGCAAAUAUUUGAAGAUUUUUCUAGUUUAAUUAUUGUACAUUGAAAUAUUUAUAAUUGCUCUUGAAAUGUUACUUUCAUACCAACUCAGUCAAACUGAAUUCAUGUCGAUCGAAUUAAAGGAUGUUUAUUAUCAAAUAGACGAAACUAGUUGAUAACGUGAAUUUCAUCGAAAUUGUUACUUUGUCUAUGCUUACUUGUUUCAUUCAUUUGAAUUUCUAGUUUCGAUAAUUUCUUAGCUAUUAUCCAUAUAUAAGUUGCAUAUGAAAAACUUGUUACCAUACUUAUCAAAAAUAAUAUUAUUAAAUUUAUUUGAUGCUGUAAACACCAGUCUUUCACCUUAUAGAAAACAACAAUAAACAGUAUUUAAAUGUGAUUUUUCUCUGUCUAUAUUGUAUAAUGUCAUUUGAGUUUUAAUAUCUUUUUUUUUAAAGUAGAAUAAUGAUAUUAAUCUUACUGAUGAAAUGAUUUAGAAGGAUUAGAUGAGGAGUUUGAUCAUUAUGAAAUAUAAAAAACAGUUGUAUGUGAAUUAAUGAUUCAAUGUAUUUUCGUUAGAAAUAAAAAAACGGUUGUUUACCAGUUAAGUUGUUACAUUUUACUCCAUUAACUCUGUAAUUUUGGAUUAUUAUUGGUAAUAUUGGUACUGUACUAAUGAAGUCAUAAAUUAAUACCACUUAUUGAGACAUCAGGUGUCGGAUAGAAGAAUGGUUAAAACACUCAACUUUCAAUCAGUAGGUCACAAUUUCCUGACCUCACCUUCAAUUUAAACUAAUUGAUGUAACUAGUUUUCACUUAAAAACAUAUUGAAGCUGAUUUGCAUAAUCCUGUACUUAAUAAAUAAGUCGGUUUAUUUUUUGUCAAAAAGAUCCACAGUAAUUGUAGAUUUGUACUGACAAUUCAGGUGGGUCGGUUUAUUCGCUCACUGAUAGGAUGUAAAUUUCAAAUAUUACAUAAUACCCUUUGAUAUUCGAUUUGUACACUUUAUUAUAUUUUAAUUUUUAUACCUUUAAAUAAAAACUUAC
This is a messenger RNA of Schistosoma rodhaini, 2723 nucleotides long. The record is from the annotation of a GenBank genome assembly. NCBI's taxonomy places the organism in Eukaryota, Metazoa, Platyhelminthes, Trematoda, Strigeidida, Schistosomatidae.